This is a messenger RNA of Aedes aegypti (yellow fever mosquito), 12502 nucleotides long. It is a transcript of the gene ds, whose product is annotated as protein dachsous. The transcript is spliced from 13 exons. Gene Ontology annotation, biological process: homophilic cell-cell adhesion. NCBI's taxonomy places the organism in Eukaryota, Metazoa, Arthropoda, Insecta, Diptera, Culicidae. The record is from RefSeq and is a predicted model, not a curated record. Gene Ontology annotation, cellular component: plasma membrane. Gene Ontology annotation, molecular function: calcium ion binding. Bases 1437 to 11792 code for a protein of 3451 amino acids.
AGUUCUUUAAACGCUGGGUUGCCGAGUUGAGGUCCGUCCCGUCCGGUUGUUCCUCGGAGUGAAGUCGCGCGCGAGAGAUUUUCCUGCAUCUUCCGAAAAGAGUUUAUGGACCCAUAACGUUUUGGAGGAGGCCACGGGAAGAGAGGAAGAGAAGAGAAGUCAGUGCUGGGGCAUUAGAGGAGAGCUAGUUUUUCUUAAUGGAAUGAAAUAAGACGGCGCGCGGCGAGUGGACCCCGUUGAGUUGCGAGUUUUUGGUUUGAUCUACCUUGGCGCGAGCUUUGGCCCCAAAUGUGAGUGAGUGAGAGGGAUAGAAAACGAAGACGCAGAAGGAAGGCCAGAAGAAAAGGGAAACAAACAAACCUGUGAAGACCUGUGACGACGACGACGACGUCGACAUGGAAGAGCAAAGCAGCAAAAGAGUGUGGAUGUAAUACAAAGUGAAAUACAAAAAUAUUUUUAUAAUAAAAUAAAGUCAAACGCGCGGUGAAGAGCCGGGAAGAGAUAGAGAGAAAGAGGAAAAGUGCAGCGCGAAGAAACGACGUGAAGAGAGGGGAAAAGAGGAGCGAAGGAAAAACCGGAGUCUGCGCUGAAGGAAGAAGCCAACGCGAGUGAGUGAGUGAGUGCGCGGCGAGGAGCCGAAAAAAAGAAGUACGAGGAAGAAUUUUUUAAAAGGAAAUUUUUGUAGCUGCAAAUAGGAAUUUUAAUCACAAAUUUUUUUCGCGGAUACGUUUUGAUUUUGGCGUAGAUGAUUAAAACAAAGUGAGAUUAAAAUUGCUGCCGGUAUUCGGGCUCUUCCGAAGGAUUUGAGAAAGCUGCUGCACGAGGAGAAGAAAGUUUGUGAGGUUCGGAGAUCAUCGGCGCAAAAACAAGAAGCGGCGGUGCCAAGUUGAUUUUCGGUGGUGAUUUUGCUUAGAAGAAAAAAAAAAGUGAAGAAUGGUUGGUGAAUGGUGCGACGGUAAGAAAGCCGUGAGCCGUGUAUAGGAAGAAGAUAAUAAGGAAGUGAAGAUUUCAAUCGACGGCAAGCUGAUGAUGCUGAGCUAGAGCUGAAGGCUGAAUUGUGCAGAGCGUUUCGAUCGGUGAAGUGGAUUGUCUAUUGUUCUACUUUGGUUUAUGGAACGCAGCAAGGCGGCGAGAAACAGUCGAAAGGCGGAAGAAACAGCCGGCAGGAUUAAGGGAUUAAGCUGGCUUUUACAGCUGUGAAUUAAGAUACCCCACCCGUGCCAUUCCCAGCCAGCACAACGACGUCCCACACGAACCCCUCGAAAUGGAAUCCCCCAGGGCGCAGCGCCAGCUGUUGCAAAUCGCACCCCGCUCCGCACGCCGGUGAUGUUCACCGAAGCAGCACCUUACCUGCUGCCCCUAGUCAAUCGUCAUCAUUCCAACAACCAUCACCUUCACCACCAUCACCAUCAAUCCAACCACGCUCCAGCAGAAGGAUGGCAGCGUGCUUCCGAUUUCGCCACAGGAAAAUGUCUCUGCUGUGGCUACUGCUGAUGAUAUGUGCCUUCGCCGGGGAUAGCGGAGGAGGAAGCGACGGAGGAGGCUUGGGGUUCUUGAGGCUAGCGAGGGCGGAGCAUGUCCGGGAACUGGAGGUUUCUGAGGGGGUCCCGAUCGGGCACCAGAUCGGGUUCAUCGGGGAGUUCUUGCAUGGGGUGGACAGUGGUCCGCCGUAUCUGAUCGUACCGGUACCGGGAAGUGCCGUGGAUACCGAUCUAGCGAUAGAUCACACAACUGGAGAGAUCCGGACGAAAGUCCUGCUGGACAGGGAGAAGCGGGCAUCUUACUCGCUGGUGGCGAUUCCGUUGAGCGGAGAGAAUGUCCGCGUUGUGAUACGAGUGCUGGAUGAGAACGAUAAUGCUCCGACCUUUCCAACGGCACUGAUGAACAUUGAGUUCCCGGAGAAUACUCCACGGGAUGUGAAACGAACUUUGAAUCCGGCCAGGGAUCUGGACUUGGGCAGGUAUAAUACGCAGAGGUACAAUAUCGUGUCGGGGAAUGUGAAUAACGCCUUCCGGUUAUCGUCGCACCGGGAGCGGGACGGAGUUCUGUAUCUGGAUCUGCAGAUCAACGGAUUUCUGGACCGGGAAACCACGCCAGCUUAUAGUCUCGUUGUAGAGGCACUGGACGGUGGCAAUCCUCCCCUGAGGGGGCAGAUGACGGUCAACAUUACUAUCCAAGAUGUGAAUGACAACCAGCCGAUAUUCAAUCAGAGUCGCUACUUCGCUACGGUACCGGAGAAUGCCACGAUCGGAACCACAGUCCUGCAGGUCUACGCGACGGAUCAGGAUGCUGGGGAAAACGGAAUGGUGGAAUAUGCCAUCAACAGGAGACAAAGCGACAAGGAUCAAAUGUUUCGGAUAGACCCUAACACGGGGUUGAUUUCUGUGAAUAAGCCGUUGGACUUCGAGACCAAGGAACUCCACGAGUUGGUUGUGGUGGCGAAGGAUCGUGGCUUGCAACCGCUGGAAACUACGGCUUUCGUGUCAAUACGAGUGACUGACGUGAACGAUAACCAGCCGAUAAUAAAUGUGAUAUUUUUGAGUGAUGACGCGACUCCGAAGAUUUCAGAAUCGGCUCAACCCGGUGAGUUUGUCGCGAGGAUUUCAGUGAACGAUCCCGAUUCUAAAACCGAAUACUCGAAUGUGAACGUGACGCUUUCCGGUGGUGAAGGUCAUUUCGGGUUGACCACGAGAGAUAACAUCAUCUACCUAGUGAUCGUGUCGCUUCCGUUGGACCGCGAAAUCAAGCCGAAUUAUACCUUGAGUGUUGUGGCUACUGAUACCGGAAAUCCACCAUUGCAUGCGGCGAAGACCAUCUUCCUCACCGUAACGGACAUCAACGACAAUGCGCCGGAGUUCGAGAAGGAGAUCUACCACGCGAAUGUGAUGGAAGUGGCCGAUCCGGGAACCUCGGUCAUCCAGGUGACGGCCAUCGACAAAGACGAGGGCAACAACUCCGCGAUCGCCUAUUCCCUGCUGGACACGCCCGAUACCCAUUCGCAGUGGUUCCAGAUCGAUUCCAACUCCGGCCUGAUAACGACCCGGGCGCACAUCGACUGCGAAACCGAUCCGGUGCCGCAGCUGAUCGUGGUGGCGAAAGAUAAUGGCUUCCCGCCGAUGUCCUCCACCGGGACCGUCCUGGUCACCAUCCACGACGUCAACGAUAACGAGCCGAUCUUCGAUCAGAGCUUCUACAAUGUCUCCGUCGCCGAGAACGAACCCAAGGGACGCUGCAUUCUGAAGGUAUCCGCCACCGAUCCGGACUGCGGCGUCAAUGCGAUGGUAAAUUACACCCUCGGCGAGGGCUACAAGAAGAUCACCGAGUUCGAGAUCCGCUCGAGCACCGGCGAGGUCUGCAUCGCCGCCGAGCUGGACUACGAGACGCGCAAUUCGUACGAGUUUCCCAUCAUCGCCACCGAUCGAGGUGGCCUCAGCACGACGGCAAUGGUCAAAAUUCAGCUAACCGAUGUCAACGACAACCGACCGACGUUCUACCCUCGCGAGUACAACGUUUCCCUGCGUGAAUCCAUGCCGACGAAUUCACUCCUAUCCACCCCGGUAGUGGUGAUCGUGGCAACCGAUUCGGACUCGGGUAGCUUCGGAACCAUCAGCUAUCGGAUCGUGGCUGGCAACGAAGCUGGCAUCUUCCGGAUGGAUCGGUUGACCGGAGAGAUCUUCGUUGCCCGUCCCAACAUGCUGUCGAGCAGGAGUCAACCGUACCACCGGCUAAACAUCUCGGCCAGCGAUGGCGGAGGUUUGCGAUCGACACACGAUGCAGAGGUGUUCAUCAGUGUGAUCGACGCCACGCAAAGGCCACCGAUCUUCGACAAGCCACGGUACACGUACUACGUCAAGGAGGAUGUCAAGAAGAAUACGGUUGUUGGAACGGUAUCAGCCACUAGCAGUAACUCAGGAAGCCGAGGUUCCAUCCGGUACUUCAUCUACUCAGGAGAUCCAGACGGGUACUUCGCAAUCGAUCCCGUUUCUGGAAACAUCCGCGUUGCAAGCACUCUGGAUCACGAAACGAAACCUCAAGUUCUACUGAAUAUCCAAGCUACCAGUGGUGAUCCUCCAGCCUACGGUCACACCCAGGUCAACAUCGAUAUCGAAGACGUCAACGAUAAUCCACCGGAGUUCGAAUCCAGCACGGUUCGGAUAUCGGUCCCGGAGAACGUCGAAAUCGGAUCUCCUCUAUAUGCAGCCAACGCACACGACAAAGACUCCGGAAUGAGUGGUGUGAUCACCUACCGUCUAAGCAACAACGGACCUGCAACGGGUAAUCUCUUCAGCAUAGACAGCCGUAGUGGUCAUCUGAGCUUGGCACGCCCCCUCGAUUACGAAACCGUUCAACGGCACACGCUGAUUGUGACGGCUUCGGAUUCUGGGAUACCGUCCUUGUCGACCAACCUCACUAUCUUGGUCGAAGUUCAGGACGUCAAUGACAACGCACCGGUUUUCGAACGUAGCGAGUACUCGAUCAAGGUAUCGGAAUCAACGCCCAGUAAUUCACAGAUCAUGCAAGUAACGGCAGUCGACGCUGACACCGGCAACAACGCUCGACUCACCUAUCGAAUUCUCGGGGAUGAUCAACGAACGCGUACGGGAAAAUCCUCCUCAAAAUCCACCGAAGCCAACACUCCGGAGAUUUUCGGCAUCUUUCCCAACAGUGGCUGGAUCUACCUGCGCACGAAGCUCGAUCGCGAGGACCAAGAGCGCUACAACAUUACGGUGAUCGUCAGUGAUAACGGAGUUCCCACGUUGACCGCCACCACUCACGUGAUCGUCAGCAUACUCGACGCGAACGACAACAACCCGAUCUUUGCCAAGCAACUGUACGAGUUCCAGAUAGAGGAAAACAUGCGACGAGGAUCGGUCAUUGGGUUGAUAACGGCUACGGACGCGGAUGCAGGCAUCAAUGCCGUGGUUCGGUACAGCUUGAUUCCGAGCAACACCAGCUUCCAGAUCAACCCAAUUUCCGGUGAAAUCACAACGCGAGACAGGCUCGAUCGGGAGACGAAAUCCAUCUACGACCUCGUGGUGGAAGCACGCGAUCAGGGAACCCCCUACCGCAGCUCGCGCGUUUCCAUCAAAAUCAAGAUCCUCGACGUCAACGACAACUCGCCGGAGAUCGUCGAUCCGCAGGAGGAUGUGGUGAGCGUCCGCGAAGAGCAACCGAUCGGCACCGAAGUGGUCCGCGUUCGGGCGAUCGAUCGUGACUACGGCGUCAAUGCGUCGAUCACCUAUUCGAUUCUGAAGGGUCGUGACUCGGACGGGCAUGGUAUGUUCACGAUCGACCCCAUCACCGGGCUUAUCCGCACCAAGGCAUCGCUCGAUCACGAGGAGAAAACGAUUUACCGAUUGGCAGUGGCUGCCACCGAUAACGGAAAACCUCCGAGGCAAACCGUUCGCCUGCUCCGGAUAGAAGUGCUGGAUUUGAACGACAAUCGACCGACGUUCACUAGCUCCAGCCUGGUCUUUAGACUUCGCGAGGAUGUUGGCGUUGGGCACGUCAUUGGCUCGAUCAGUGGCAACGAACAGUCCGAUCUGGAGAAUCUCAUCACCAGUUCAAACGAUCUUCACAUCACUUACACGCUAACGCCCCUAACGAACGAUAUUGCCGAGGGAGCUUUCGACAUCGAUCGCAACUCCGGCAAGCUGGUUGUCGCGCGAUCACUCGAUCGAGAACAACAGAGCGAGUAUCGGAUGGAGAUCCGUGCGUUGGACACCAGUGCCAGCAACAAUCCGCAGAGUUCGGCCGUAACGGUGAAAAUCGAAAUUGCCGAUGUAAACGACAAUCCACCGAAGUGGCCCAGCGAUCCCAUGAACGUCUACAUUUCGGAAGAUGCCGCCGUUGGUUCAGUGGUGUUCAACUUCACGGCCACCGAUAACGACUCCGGAACGAACGCUGAGAUCAAGUACAAUAUUUCCAAACCGGCCACGGCGCAAAAGGAGUUUUUCUCGAUCGAUUCACUGACCGGUUCGUUGACACUGUUGGCUCCACUGGAUUACGAAGAAACCAAAGAAUUCCUGCUGAUCGUUCAGGCGACAGAUCAAUCAUCAAACGUUACCGAAAGGAUGACAACGUCGGCCACCGCUCGAAUCAUGGUUACCGAUGUCAACGACAAUUCGCCGAAAUUUGUUGUUCCGCAGGCUCAAGAUACAACCGUUUACGUAAGCGACUCCAUGGAAAUGAAUCAUAUUGUGUCGCACGUGGUAGCCAUCGAUCGCGAUAGCGGUGAGAACGGUCGUGUUGUCUACAAAAUUGUCAGCGGAAAUGAAGACGAGCGAUUUUCGAUUGAUCCUGAUACCGGAUUCGUCAAACUGGCGAAACCUUUCAGCAGUAAUUUCAUCGCUGACAACUCCAAGAAUUCGAUUACCGGUCGGUACAAUUUGGUGAUCACUGCAACUGAUCAAGGUACUCCUCGUUCCAAAGAAGCCAAGAUCACUAUUCAAGUGGUGAUCCAGAACACCAGCAACAAUCCGCCGAGAUUCUUGGAGUCCGUCUACCACAUCAACAUCACGGAGAACGUCCCAACCGGAAGCUUCGUCGUUCGAGUUUCGGCCAAAUCAUACAACGACAACGGUAACGCGAAUCUUACCUACGAGAUUCCGAAAGGAGUGGGGGAUGAUCACUUUGUAGUCGAUUCGGUACGAGGGAUAGUGACCACUCGAGGAACAUUCGAUCGCGAGUCCAAGGACAUGUACACUGUGCCGAUCUACGUGACGGAGCAGAACCGCUUCAAAAGUGCUGCUUCCGGAACAAGUAAGGACAUGAGCCAGUUUGACGUCGCUACGUUGGUGGUGAGGAUCACCGAUGUGAACGAUCAUGCUCCGGAGUUUCUUCCUGGAUCGUGCUAUCCAUUGGCCGUGCCGGAGAACAGUGAACUGUCAGUGAUUCACACGGUUGUGGCAAGCGACGCAGAUGAAGGACUCAACGGAGAGAUCACGUACAGCAUUUCCGGAGGCAACAUCGGCAACAAGUUCAGCAUCGAUAUGAACACGGGCGCUUUGACGGCCCGUCCGCUAGAUCGAGAGAUCCACGCACGGUACGUCCUGCAGAUCACGGCACAGGAUCGAGGAUCGCCAACGUCGCAUCAGGGCCAUUGCAACAUUACCGUACGCGUUGAAGACGAGAACGACAACGAUCCGAAGUUUGAACUGCAGAAGUAUAUUGCCACGAUUGACGAAGACGCUCUGAUCGGUACGACCGUCCUGACGGUGAAAGCCGUGGAUGCGGAUAUCGGGAUCAAUGCGAGGAUCGUCUACUCGUUGGCCAAUGUUACCGAAUGGCUGUUCGAUAUCGAUAGCAAAAGUGGCGUCAUAACGACUGCUGGACAUUUCGAUCGUGAGCGGCAAAGCAUCUACAACUUCAUGGUGGUCGCAACGGACGGCGGGCGAUACAACGCCCGUUCCCAGAGUGUCCAGGUUCAAGUGAUCAUCGCUGAUGUCAACGAUAACAAACCAGUUUUCGACAAGUACCCUUUCAAAGAACAAAUCGGUGCGUUGGUUCAACCGGGACAAACUCUGUUGCACAUAUCUGCCACCGACGUCGAUCAAGGAAGCAACGGAGAGAUUGUAUACAGCUUGAACGACAAUCCGAACAAUGCCAAGUUCCGGAUCAACCCGAAUACGGGAGCUCUCAGUGCUACGCAGUCCCUGGCCAGUGAAAACGGAAGACUGUUGCACAUAGAGGUCACAGCUAGGGACAAGGGAAACCCUCCGCAGGUUGCUACUGGGUUGAUCGAGCUUCGUGUGGGAGAUCUUCAGCAGGAACUUCCGGCACUCAAGUUCCAGAACAACUCCUACAAAGUGAACUUGGUUGAAAACACACCGAUCGGUCAAACAGUGCUUCACCUAAAUGCAGUUCGCAGCGACGGUCGUCGACAGAAGAUCAUCUACAGCUUCGGAUCGGGCAAUGAGGACGGUACGUUUUCGAUCGACGCCGUUACCGGAGAAGUGAAGAUCCGUAACUCGCACAACCUGGAUUACGAACGCUUCAGUCGUCUGAAUACGGAAGGAAUUGAUCUUGUGGCUGUAGCCAGAACGGACGGCAGUCCUCUACUGUACGGAUACUGCUCGAUCAAGGUGGUGUUGCAAGACGAAAACGACAAUGCUCCUCGGUUUACGCAACAGCAGUACUCGGCAUCGGUUUGGGAAGGCAACAACAAGGGUGAAUUCGUGAUCAAAGUGAACGCUUUCGAUACCGAUCAGGGAUCGAACGCUCACAUUCUGUACCACAUCGUGGACGGCAAUCAUGACAAUGCGUUCAUCAUCGAACCCGCCUUUAGCGGAAUCGUCAAAACGAACAUCGUGCUCGAUCGGGAAAUUCGCGACAAGUACAAACUGAAGGUGAUCGCUACCGACGAGGGAGUUCCGCAGAUGACCGGCACUGCAACGAUCAACGUCAAUGUGGUGGAUGUGAACGACAAUCAACCGACUUUCCCACCCAACAGUGUGAUCAGUGUCAGCGAAGCUACAACCGUUGGAACUGUAUUAACGUCGAUAACGGCCAACGACGUGGACACCAACCCGCCCCUGACGUACAGCUUCGGAGACAGUCCGGAUGAGGACGCGAAGUCGUACUUCUCCAUCGAUCGCUACAGCGGAAAGGUGAUCCUGAUCAAGCCCUUGGACUACGAAGCCCGUCACGAGUUUCAGUUGAGGAUUUUGGCAUCGGACUCUGCACAUGUAGCUAGGACCUUGCUCACGGUACGGGUGACGGACGUCAACGACAAUCCGCCUCAGUUUCAGCAGAUCACCUACCACGCUAUGUUGAACGACGACACAGACAGCAACAGCAAUAUCGCGAUCAUCGCAGUCAACGCCACGGACAGUGACAGCGAGAACAACGCCGCCAUCCGGUACACGAUCAAUCCGCCGUCGAUCGGUUUCGCGAUCGACGCCCUCACCGGGCAGCUGUUCGUCAACAUGAGUCAAGUGCAUCGAACCCGUUCCGGAACGCUGUACCUCACGGUCACCGCAACGGAUUCUGGAGUACCACCGCUAAGCUCAUCGACCACGGUUAGGUUAGAAAUGAAGUCUAAGAGUAAGGCCAAUCCACACUUUAUCCAGAGCCAGUACCGGCUAUCGAUCAACGAGGACGCCCCGACGGGAAGCGUAAUCACAAACCUUAUCCCCAAGGCUAUCGCCGAGCAGGUCGAUGUUAGUUCGAGCAUUGCGUUUGAAAUCAUCGACGGAAACGACGAUAAUUGCUUUGAGAUUUCCUACCCGUCAGGCGCAAUCCUUUUAGUGAAGUCCCUCGACAGAGAAACGACCGAUUACUACGAACUACGUCUGGUUGUCACCGAACCGGGGGCGACCAUGAUGUACAAAGGUAUGAACAUGUCUUCGGCUAUCCGGGUAACGAUCACCGUAGAAGACGCCAAUGACAAUGCACCCGAGUUCCAGCCGGGUCCGUACGAAGUGGCGAUCAGCGAGACGGCUCCGAUCAAGUACUCGAUCGGUCAAAUAUCGGCCGUUGAUGCCGAUCUGCUGAAUUCGCCGAACUCGGAGGUCGUGUACCAGAUUGUAUCCGGUAACGAUGGAGGUUGGUUCUCGAUCGACUUGAUCACAGGAUUGCUCUACAUCAACAACAAUCUGGAUUACGAUCGCGGACCUACGCAGUUCAAUUUGGUGAUUCGGGCGUGCGACAGCCAUGUGCUGCCCAAAUGUAGCGUUCAUCCUUUCGUGAUAAAUUUGACUGACGAAAACGAUAACGAACCGCAGUUCCCAGUUCCGGAGUAUCUGGAAUUUGUCGGGGAGAACGAACCGAUUGGGAUCAGCAUAUUUACGGCUCGAGCAACCGAUAUGGAUCGGGGAGAGUACGGCCGGGUAAACUACUCGAUUGACAACGCGAUGACCAGUGGUUACUCCAGCGUUGACGACGGUUGGAAACUGUUCAAGGUGGAUUCGGUUUCCGGUGUGAUCAACUCGAAUGCGGUGUUCGAUUACGAGGAGAAGAAUCGAUACUCGUUUACGCUGAGAGCUACGGAUACCGGUGGAAAGUCGAAAACCGUGAAGGUUCGCAUUAUGAUCGAAAGCAGGGAUGAGUUCAGUCCACAGUUCACUGAAAGGACGUACCGGUUUAUCCUGAAGACGCCCGAUACGGGACAUCUGCCUGUUGGGUACGUCGUUGGACACGUGACGGCUACGGAUCGUGAUCGAGGACCUGAUGGAAGAAUAGUGUAUCAGUUGACCACUCAGCAUCCGUACUUCAAGAUGAAUCGGACAACGGGAGCCAUCUUGGUCAAGAAGAAGUUGGAUGACGUGGCGGCUUCUUUGGAAGCUGGCAGAGAUAUUAGUCUGGUCGUGACAGCCAGUUCCGGACGUCAAGGAUCGCUCACGAACAUGACCGUUGUGGAGAUUUCGAUCGACACUCUUGGUCAUGUGAAAGGAGGUGGUGAUGGCGGUGGAGACUACGGAAGCUCGGAAUCCGUAUCCGCGAGUAAUGGUUUGGCUAAUUGGGCAUUGGGCCUGUUGAUAUCUAUUUUGCUGGUGGUCAUUUGUGCAGCGUCUGUGUUCUUGUUCUUGCAUAUGAGAAACCGACAGCAAAAGCAUGUGAACAAAUCUGGUUUGAGUACGGAAUCCGUGGGGCAUUCGAACAACUACGUAGAUCCAAGCGCUUUCGAUACCAUUCCGAUCAGAGGCAGCUCAAGUAAUACCAACACCGCUGGGCAGUUUGCUCCCCCGAAGUACGACGAGAUUCCUCCGUACGGAGCCAGCUCCAAUUCGGGAAAUGCUACGACUUCUGAACUUUCCGGAUCAGAACAGUCGGGAUCGAGUGGUCGAGGAUCCGCAGAGGACGACGGUGAAGACGAAGAAAUCCGAAUGAUCAACGAAGGUGGUCCACUCCAGAGGGAUGCCCUGCAGCUGGAUGGAAGACUUUCGGAUGUUUCCGUACAAAAUACUCAGGAGUACUUGGCAAGACUGGGAAUCGUAGAUAACGCAACUACAGGUAAUGCUUCAAAUUCUUCGCGAAGGUGUUCGGAAAGUAUUGGCCUGGGUAGUUCCAAAGAUGCUAUGCUUCACCAUACUCUGCCGAUAGAUACGUUGCAUAUGUUCGACGACGAACACCGGGAGUCUGACCUGACGAACCUGAUCUAUGCCAAACUGAACGACGUGACGAACAACAGCGAUCGGGCGAGUAGUGUUGAUGAAACAGUGACCAACGCAGGCAGUAUAGGAGCCGCCGUUGAUCACGUCAUGAUGGGCAACUACGGAGAUGUCCCCGUAGUCGGUGGACAACAGGGCAUCUCCAUGAACGGUUCCCUAAGCUCAAUUGUACAUAGCGAAGAAGAACUAACGGGUAGUUAUAACUGGGAUUACCUCCUAGAUUGGGGUCCUCAGUACCAACCUCUGGCGCAUGUCUUCUCGGAGAUUGCACGCCUCAAAGACGACACUCUCUCGGUUCACAGUGGAAACAGUGGGACAUCUAGUGCCAAAAGCAAAAACUCGCUCCAUCAUACCGUCAAGAACGUCCCACCUCCACUGCUAACCAACGUGGCACCACGGUCUAUCAAUGUCCCGGUGUUUUCGGCCCGGGGCACCAGUAGUCACCAUGGUCAACCACCUAAUCAAUAUCUGCUGCCAAGAUCGCCCAUAAGUCACGACUCGGCAGCAGGCUUCAGCACAUCGUCAGCCAUGUCACCUAGUUUCUCCCCAUCCCUUUCCCCCUUGGCAACUCGUUCACCGUCGAUUUCGCCCCAUGUGGUCUCGACCGGUGUCCCAACCUCCCAUCACAUGGUAUCGUUACCAAGGCCUCCACAGCAAAGAGGCCAGCGGAAACCUUACUGAAAUCCAAUCGCGUCCCACAACUCUAGGAACGACAUGGCUGUGUAGAUUUUAGGAAUGUAACAAAAGACUGUAAAUAAACGAAUCAGUCCUCUCCAUGGCAAUGCCCACACUUGUACAGUUAUUUCUUAGACCUGUACAGUUCCACGAUUAGCAAAUUUUUAAUGAAAAGAAACAAAUUUAGCGUCUAAGUUUUAAUCGAUUCACAACAAAGUGCCUUUUGACGUAUUAUACAAACUAGUUUGUAAAUAAAGAGAGUUUUAGCGAAAGAGUUUUAAAAUUGAACUGUAAAAAAGCAUUUGGUUCCAACGGAACCGGAUAGAUUUUAAACGAAAAAUGAGAAAUGAAUUUACGUACCAUCGAAUUUUAACCUGCUUCUCCCAGUUACUCGUAUAUUAGACUGUACAUAUCGUUUAAUGUUAAUAAUAGCAUACCUUAAUUACAAUUCCCACUUCGAAAGAAUGUAAAACUGUAUCAAACGUGCCCGAGGGCAACCCGGUGUGUAACAUAACCCGCGACAGGAUGUCAGCAUUUUGCGAGGAAAAGACUGUUAAGCAAAUAGAGCUUUUCGCUAAAAUAUUAAAAUGAGAAGUUAUCCUUGUAAAGUAACAAAUGAUAAACUAGAGCAUUUUAUCGGCAAAUGUCACAAUCAGAAUCACCUGAAACGAGAAUCACUUUAGAACUAAUCGUACUCAUUUUCGCAAUUCUUUUUC